AUGAAGGAAAAAGUUGAAGUAUAUGACUUGGAAAAGGUGGUAGAAGAAUUUGAGAGGCUAACAAAGGAUGCUGAAAAUGUUCAAAAGGAAACAUUGAAAAAGAUUUUGGAAGAAAAUGCAUCAUCUGAAUAUUUGCAAAGUUUAGGGCUGAAUGGUAGAACUGAUCUUGAAAGUUUCAAGGGUUGUGUUCCAUUGGUCAUUUACAAAGAUUUGGAGACUUAUAUCGAUAGAAUGGUUGAUGGUGAUGUUUCUCCUAUUCUCACCGGAAAACCAAUCACAACUUUUUCCAUAAGUUCUGGCACUAGCCAAGGGAAGAGAAAAUAUUUACCAUGGAGUGAUGAAUUUUUUGCAAUCUCGCUGCAAGUAUAUAAAACCUCUUUUGCUUAUAGGAACAGAGAGUUUCCUAUCCAAAAUGGAAAGGGCUUAAACUUUAUCUACAGUAGCAAGUCAUCACAAACAGAAAAUGGUGUAACAUUAGCAACAGCCACAACAAAUCUAUUCACAAAUCCAGGAUACAAUCAUAUGAUGGAAGCACUUCAAAUUCCAAACUGCAGUCCAGAUGAUGUAACAUUCAGUCCUGAUUUUCAACAAACACUCUACUGCCACCUCUUAUGUGGACUACUUUUCAGAGAAGAAGUUCAAUUGGUUUCGUCCACAUUUGCACAUAGCAUUGUGAAUGCUUUCAGAACAUUUGAACAAAUUUGGGAAGAACUUGUUACUGAUAUCAAAGAAGGUGUUCUUAGCAGUAGAAUCACACAUCCAUCCAUUAGAACUGCUAUGUCAAAAUUGCUGAAACCAAAUCCUGAACUAGCUAACUUGAUCCACAAGAAAUGCUCAGGAUUAAGCAACUGGUAUGGAUUGAUACCAGAGCUUUUUCCAAAUGCUAAGUAUGUUCUAGGGAUCAUGACAGGUGCAAUGGAACCUUAUAUGAAAAAGCUGAGACAUUAUGCAGGAGAAGUUCCUUUGUUAACUUCUGAUUAUGGUGCUUCUGAAGGUUGGAUUGGUUCAAAUUUGAAUCCUAAAGUGGCUCCUGAGUUUGCUACUUAUGCUAUUCUUCCUCAAAUUGCUUACUUCGAAUUCAUUCCUUUUGCACAAAUUGAUGGAACCGAGGUAGAGCUUGAGCCAGUGGGAUUAACUGAUGUGAAGAUUGGUGAGGAGUAUGAACUUGUUAUGACCAAUCCUGCAGGCUUAUAUAGGUAUAGGCUCGGAGAUGUGGUGAAGGUUAUGGGAUUCCAUAACUCAACUCCAGAAAUCAGGUUUCUUCGCAGGAACAAUCUUAUGCUUACGAUCAACAUUGACAAGAACUCAGAAGCUGAUCUGCAACUAUCGGUGGAAACAGCAUCCGAGUUGUUAGCUAAGGAGAAAAUAGAAGUGAUUGACUACACUAGCUACAUUGAUUUAUCUAAACAACCAGGACACUAUGUUAUCUUUUGGGAAAUCAAUGGCGAAGCAAGCGAUGAAGUGCUUGGUGAGUGUUGCAGCUGUUUAGACAAGACUUUUGCUGAUAUUGGAUAUGUUGGUUCUAGAAGAGCCAAAGCUAUCGAAGCCCUUGAACUCCGAGUUGUUAGGAGAGGAACAUUCAUGAAGAUUCUUGAGCAUUAUGUUGGAUUAGGUGCAUCUGUGAGUCAAUUCAAGACACCUAGGUGUGUUGCUCCCACAAACACAACUGUGUUGCAAAUGCUGUUGGAAAAUGUUGUCAAGAAUUGUUUUAGUUCUGCUUACAAUUGAUUUAAAUUCAGUUAGAGAAUAAUAAAAUAAAAUCAGCAAUCUAAUAAAUAGUUUAAA
This is a messenger RNA of Medicago truncatula (barrel medic), 1785 nucleotides long. Its product is annotated as jasmonoyl--L-amino acid synthetase JAR4. Gene Ontology annotation, cellular component: cytoplasm. The coding region runs from base 1 to 1728 and encodes 575 amino acids. The record is from RefSeq and is a predicted model, not a curated record. The transcript has 4 exons. Lineage: Eukaryota; Viridiplantae; Streptophyta; Magnoliopsida; Fabales; Fabaceae. Gene Ontology annotation, molecular function: acid-amino acid ligase activity.